Messenger RNA from Chilo suppressalis (striped riceborer), 1734 nucleotides. NCBI's taxonomy places the organism in Eukaryota, Metazoa, Arthropoda, Insecta, Lepidoptera, Crambidae. The record is from the annotation of a GenBank genome assembly.
AUGGCAACUCCAUUUAUUUUUGUUAGAUUUCCGGUCAGCUACUUGUUUAUUAAUAAAUUAAUUCUAUUGGAGGACUCCAUUUAUGAACAUGUCCCCACACUCACUGUGACGGAUAAUAAUUACAUUACGAUACCACCGCGGCCUUUGCGCAUACCGUGCGGUUAUAAAUUCGAUGGAGUUUGGAGGGAAAGGGACCCUUUCAGCCGCAAAAAGAGUCGUAAGAAGUUUGAUGCCAACGAAACGAUCAGUAUUAACAGCAAUACCGCACUGAGAAGCGGAGAUGCUGUUGAUAAAGGCAGUAUGGUUAAUACGGAUAUCAGGUUGAGUACAGCCGAUUACGCGGUCGAGUACAGGGCUGACGGACAGCUAUACGUAACAUUGACGUUCCUCUGGAGGGACUGGCGACUUGGGCCUUACUACGCCGUAUUUACUAAAGAUGAGAACGGGAAGAAAAUGGAGCAAAAUCUUGAUAUCAUUCAUUUAGAGAAAUCAACAAUUCGAAUAUCAAGAUUAAAACAGCUGAACCUCACAGCCGGUCAGCGUAUUGAUAUUCAGUACAUAAAGUACAUGUGUGCCACCAAAUGUGAACUGACUAGAAUAUUAGUGAGGACCAAAGAGAACAAACUGUUCAACCUGGAUCCAGGCCGUUACAGAGUCAUCGAGAAGGUCAGACAGAACGGGUGUGAUUCACCACGGGGCUACUAUUUGUGGGAGCUAACAACUGCAGAUGCAGCUGGGAUCAACGGAUUGACGUACCUUCCAAAGCCCGGAGCAGCGAGAGACAAUAAAUUUUGGAUCACCUAUCUAAUGACCGACCACUGCGAAAGUCCUUUUGAUGCUACGGGAUCAAUGAGGGCUAUCGCGUAUGAAUCCGCCGCUAGAGGCGCUAGUGUAGCGUCAAACGUCAUUGAGAUAGAUUUGCAAACUCUGAAGCCUGAAGACGUAGGCGUCUACUACGCAGACUUUCGCACCGACGACAACAACGAAGAGAUGAUUCAGAUCAUCCAACCCCCAUCUAUUCCCGAGGAUUGUCUUGAUGAACAUCUCACUACGUACAUGAUGUCCGGUCAUUUCUUCGUCAAAUUACCACCACGUCGCUACAAAGUUUUGCCUGGAUAUAAAUUUUUCGUACUUACCUACAAUCUGCCGAGUUAUACCAAUAAGAGCAGUUCCGAGGCUAGCAGUGAACCUCUCAAAAGCAAACGUAGUGGCGGCGGCGGAGUGAAGCUAAGCAGUUUAAAGUUGUCUUCGGGCAGGGUCAACCACAACUACAGCGCUGAUGGCCUUUCCGUCACCCUGAAUCUGGAAUUCCGCUAUCGCACAUUUCGUCAGGGACGUGGGGACGUGCUAAUUGUUAAAGAUGGAAUAUAUCUGGCGUAUCCCUACGUGAAUUUCACUUCUCAUGGCGGAGUUUGUGGCUGUGGCGUGUGGCUCCGUGUGCGGCGACACUUAUGGUUACAGAAGUUAUCUGAGAUGGGAGCUCCAAUUCGAGAGGUAAACCUAUUAUGCUCUGAUUCUAUUGACAUUUUUGAUAUUCCGAUUGCAGAAAGAGCGACUGUCCAAAUACCGGACAUCAAAUAUCUGAACCUUACGGCUGGCCAACGUGCCGAACGCCAGCUUGUGGAAUACCACUGUGAGAAGUGUGAGCUGCUCCGAAUAGUGGUGUAUACAUAUGAUGUCAACUUGUACUACUUGGACACUGGUCGCUACAGAGUCACGGAGAAGAAUGAGUGA